AUGGAUCAUAGUUGGAUAUAUAAUAUGACUAAUUUUGGUCGAAUGGGGCUAAGACCUGAAUUUGUAGAAGGUGUCACUGGUUUUGUGGAACAUGUAAAGACACUAGAACCUUUUCAACAUAAUGGUGUGAUUAAGUGUCCUUGUAAUAAAUGUCAAUGUUUGAAUUAUCCAAAAUCAGAUAUUGUUGAGCUUCUUCUCUUUCGAAAUGGGUUUAAAAAAGAAUACACAGUGUGGACUAGUCAUGGAGAAAUUGAUAAUAGUUUUGAUGUAUUUCAACAUUAUGUUCCUGGUGAAAGUAGUAGCGUAGUGAAUUCUAAUGCAGAAAAUUAUAGAAUGCAUGACAUGGUUCAGGAUGUGUUUGGGGUGCAUUCUGAUUUUGAAUCUGGUAAUCAAGGUGAAGAAGCUCCUAAUGCUGAAUGUAAAAUUUUCUUUGAACAAUUGGAAGUUGAUAGUCGGCCUUUCUAUGAGGGGAGUCCACACUUACAGUUGGAUCCAAGAUUUAAGCAGAUGAGUGAGAUCGGUCAGAAGGCUAGAUCAUCUACUAAGGGUGGUUGUCUACACACAAGUGGGGUUCAAAGUCAAGGAAGUGUGAGGAAGAAAUUGGAAAAGGAACUAGGAAGACCGCUAACUCAGGCUAAGGCAUUCAAGGUAACACACAUAAGAAAGAAGAAAAAUCCCAAAGAUCCAGACGUGUGGGUUGAGCCGCGAGCUGAAAUGACCUAUAAUCGAUAUCUUCAAGCUUUGGAGGAUUUACGACAAACUCAGCUAGAAGAAAAUCGAGGUAUUCUACUUACUCAAAAACAGGCUGAGAGAGUGUGGCUAGACUUGAUUGGUGGGCCGAGUAGAUAUGGGUAUGCCUAUGGCAUGCUGAAACAGAACUUUCGUGAAUAUCAUUCUGAGUUUGAACACCAAAGUAGUUCCUAUGAUGAUGAAUCGAUGAAGAAAAAUUUGGCUAUGGAGCAAAAGAUAGCUGAGCAAUCUAGACAAGUCGAAGACUCGCAGGCUAGGGAAAAGCGGAGGGACUUAGAGUAUGAGUAUCUUAAGGCUCAAUUCGAUGCACUACUUGCUUCAGGAGGGAUUCCCCCUUGUUCCAAUGAUGUCACUUUCCCUCCUCGACCCUCUCAGUCUCAACCUACUCGAUAUCCAGUGUAUAGUCAACAAAGAAAUAUGAUAGAUGAGUCUAGUAGUGAUGAAGAAGAUGAGGAUCAUAUGGCAAACACACUACCGCAUUAG
This is a messenger RNA of Solanum stenotomum, 1233 nucleotides long. RefSeq lists its product as uncharacterized. The record is from RefSeq and is a predicted model, not a curated record. Bases 1 to 1233 code for a protein of 410 amino acids. The transcript has 4 exons. NCBI's taxonomy places the organism in Eukaryota, Viridiplantae, Streptophyta, Magnoliopsida, Solanales, Solanaceae.